AUGGGCGCUACGGUCGAUCUCCAACUUGCCAUGUCAAUUUACUACAAAUCAACUGACGAUGUUGAUCGUGCCUGUGAGCAACUCCAGGAACGGCUUUACUAUUUAAAUUAUUUGAAACAUGAAUCGUGUGAACAAGACUUACGUGAUGCCGUUAAGCAUUCAUGUAUUGCAGCACGUUAUCAUUUUUUCGAUCCAGCUGGCCCACACUAUCAUGAAAUUUCAUUGAAAACACCGUUCGUCGGAAAUUAUUUUGCCUAUCCAUCCGCUGCGGAACUUACACAUCCCGAUGUGGUGGAAAAAAUGUUUAUGGAAGAUGACCAACAGUUCUUGAAAUAUUGUAUGGCACACAAUGGAUGGGUCAUGGAUGAUAAUCCGCUAAAAAAUUUUGCAGAAGAUGUAGAGCGACCGAAUGUUUAUUUUCGUCGUGAGUUAAACCAAUGGUCCGAUAUAAUAAAAUUACGUUUUGGGGCUAAAUGGGAAGAUUCGCCCAAUCUUUGGUCUUAUAUGAAAGAAUAUACACGUUUAAUUGCCACGACAUUUCACGGAGCGCGGUUGGACAACUGUCAUUCAACACCACUUCAUGUCGCACAAUACAUGAUGGACUAUGCUCGCACAAUCAAUCCAAACUUUUUUGUGCUUGGGGAAUUAUUUACAGGAAAACAAGAAUUAGAUAAUAUGUAUUGUAACAAACUAGGACUUAAUUCACUUGUCCGAGAAUCAUUAACAGCAUGGGAUACGUUCGAACUUGGUCGUCUUCUCUCUCACUACGGUUACGACACCAUGGGCUCGUUCUUCCACUUAUCCCCUAUUCAACCUCUCCUGCCUCGUAUAGCCCAUUCCUUUUUCUACGAUCAAACCCACGACAAUGUAUGCCCGAUUGAACGACAUUCGCUGCAAGACGUGUUGGCACGCGCUGCCAUUGUAUCCAUGGCUUGUAGUGCAAUAGGUACGAAUCGGGGGUAUGAUGAGCUUGUGCCACAUUACAUUGACGUUGUACAUGAAGUUCGAUUUUAUCAAACAAAAGUUCCAGAAGCAGGGUUGAUCAAAGCAAAAGUGAUUUUAAAUAAACUGCAUUAUGAAAUGAGUGUACAAAAAUAUGAACAAAUUCUAGCGGAUCAAUUAUCACCGAAUGUUCUCGGUAAGUUUUUUGCAAAAAGACUAGAUGCCCUUAACACUUGUUACUAAAAGCACUAUAGAUCAGCACUGAGGUUCGCCGUUGUAAAAAAAGUCGAAAGCAUGAAAAGUGCAUUUUGCUUUCAUGCAUUUGCUGCUUUUACUUCGUUUUUUUCUCAUACAACCUCGACAGAAACAUGAAAGAUUUUUCUUCAUUUCUUUUGCCUUUGUUUUAUCAGAAUACUCGAAUAUCACAAAGUUAUUUUCUUACUAUUUUUUUUUUUCCGAAGAUUCUUUUUUCGUGUUUUUUGAGCUUGAUUUGAGAAAAAGUCAAGACUUUUUCAACUCCUAUGGACUCUUAUGGAUUUCUCUCUAGAAGUCCCUGGUAAGCUCAACAAGAACCACUUUCUACAUAGAACGCAUCAAUUAAUAGCUAAUUUGUAGAUAAGCACGAUAACGACACAGUCAAGGACAAACAAUUAAUAUGACUUGAUCUAUGCUAAUCAUCGUUCAGACUUGUCUAGUGGAUCUCAUGCCUUUAGGAAAUACUUUCAGUGCGACUCCUCUCAUUGCUUUACAGGGAGAGGGCAAACGGAUAUAAGCAGGAGAUUUUUCUGCGGUACUGGUAGAGACAUGUAUUGCCAGUAAAAAAGAGAAUGAAUGAAUUCGGAUGUGUUUUGAAUAAAGUUUAACAGAGAAGUGGUACAGACUUGCGGUCUUCACCAACUGGAAGCCAAGACUUGACCGCAUCUUUUCAUCACGAAAGCCAUUUUGAACGUCUUCUUUCAAAGA
Molecule: messenger RNA, 1905 nt
Organism: Didymodactylos carnosus
Lineage: Eukaryota; Metazoa; Rotifera; Eurotatoria; Philodinida; Philodinidae
Source: the annotation of a GenBank genome assembly